This is a messenger RNA of Pseudovirgaria hyperparasitica, 1186 nucleotides long. RefSeq lists its product as uncharacterized. Gene Ontology annotation, biological process: phosphatidylinositol biosynthetic process. Bases 162 to 1049 code for a protein of 295 amino acids. The transcript is spliced from 4 exons. Gene Ontology annotation, cellular component: Golgi apparatus; membrane. The record is from RefSeq and is a predicted model, not a curated record. NCBI's taxonomy places the organism in Eukaryota, Fungi, Ascomycota, Dothideomycetes, Acrospermales, Acrospermaceae. Gene Ontology annotation, molecular function: CDP-diacylglycerol-inositol 3-phosphatidyltransferase activity.
AUGCACGUUUGUGACGGACUCGCUCGUGUUGCAGGCGCAUCCACUCGACUACAAGGCUCAGCACGACGCGCAAACGGCUGCGUGCAACCCGGGUCGUAGACCUCUUUUAUUAUCUACAUCUACUUCGGACUAUAUUGGGAGGACUCGCACAGAAAGACAAGAUGCCAACGCAGACGAGAGCAAAUGGUGCUGCCGGUGCGGCGAACGGGAGUGUCAAAAGUGCAGGGCAACAGGGAGCAGCGCCUGCAGCAGUGCAAGAGAACAUCUUCCUGUUCAUACCAAACCUGAUCGGCUACUCCCGGAUCGUGCUCGCGAUCGCGUCGCUCUACUACAUGCCGCUCCACCCACGCACAUGCUCGCUCCUGUACAGCAUAUCGUGCCUCCUCGACGCGCUCGAUGGGCUGGCGGCGCGCCACUUCAAGCAGUCGACCAAGUUCGGGGCGGUGCUGGACAUGGUGACGGACCGGUGCACGACGUCGUGCCUGCUGGUGUUUUUGGCGUCGGCGUUUCCGCGAUGGUCGAUUGUGUUCCAGGGCCUGAUCUCGCUGGAUCUGGCGAGUCACUACAUGCACAUGUACGCGACGCUGAGCAUGGGCGGGCUGAAUCAGAGCCACAAGAAUAUUGACGAGGAGCGGAGCUGGAUCAUGAAGCAGUACUACUCGAACAACAAGGUGCUGUUUGUGUGCUGCGCGCUCAACGAGCUGUUCUUCAUCGGGCUCUACCUGCUGUCGUUUUCGUCGCCGAUCCUGACGCCCUCGCUCCUCCAGCCGGCGCCCUCGUCGCUGCAGCCAGGCAGUCCGGCGGUGCCCGAGGCGUCCAAGAUCUUUGCGUCGCCCUGGUCGGCCGGCGCGCUGGAGUUGGCCCGGGCAAACAAGAUGGACAGUACGGUGCCGUGGAUCCUGACGUGCGUGUCGGCGCCAGUGAUGAUCUUCAAGCAGGUGGUCAACGUGAUCCAGCUGCAGAAGGCGAGUCAAUGGCUGGCAGAAGGGGACCGAGAAGCGCGACGGAGCGCGGGGCUGGGCGUGAAGGCGGCGAAGAAGCGGAAUUGAUCAAGAUGGUCAAGCAAUAUCAUUUGACGUAAUUGGCAUGAGACGAGUGGCAUGGCAUGGCAUGAUAUAUCUAGGGAUGGCGGAUGGGAAUGGACGAGGGGCAUAGUUUCGGCCUGAGGGGGACAGACAUGAGUGUG